This is a messenger RNA of Topomyia yanbarensis, 3054 nucleotides long. RefSeq lists its product as uncharacterized. The coding region runs from base 1 to 3054 and encodes 1017 amino acids. NCBI's taxonomy places the organism in Eukaryota, Metazoa, Arthropoda, Insecta, Diptera, Culicidae. Gene Ontology annotation, molecular function: zinc ion binding; nucleic acid binding. The record is from RefSeq and is a predicted model, not a curated record. The transcript has 2 exons.
AUGCCAGCAGCUUCAACAUCCACGUCGAAGAAGAUGGCUUCGUUGAAGUCGCUUCUUUCGAAACUGAAGGGUCUGCACGCUUCCUUCAACAACAUCGCGGAGUUUGUGUCAGAGUAUCGCGAGGACACAAGUGCGAGCCAGGUGUCGGUUCGUUUGGAACGAUUGGCAGAAAUAUGGGACAAAGUGAGCGACGUGGUUUGUGAGGUGGAAGCUCACGAGGAAUUUUCCUCGGAGGGAGAUGCUUUUGCGAAGGAACGAAUUGAUUUCGAAAAUCGUUAUUUCGAUAUUAAAUCGUUCUUAAUGGAUAAGGCACGGGAUUUGCAGGACCCUCCGGUUUUGGACCAAUCAACGAGGCAAGCCGAUACCUCCAUACAAGGAUCAUUGGACCAUGUUCGACUACCGCAAAUUAAAUUGCAAACGUUUGGUGGUGACAUCGAUGAAUGGCUUAGCUUCAGGGAUCUCUUCACGUCAUUAAUUCACUGGAAAACGGAACUUCCAGAAGUGGAAAAAUUCCACUAUCUGAAGGGAUGCCUUGAAGGCGAGGCAAAGGCUCUGAUCGAUCCAAUUAAGAUCACGAGGGGAAAUUAUGUGAUUGCUUGGGAAAUGCUACUCAAGCGAUACAAUAAUAGCAAAUUGCUGAAGAAACGUCAGGUCGAAUCGCUGUUUAAACUUCCUACAGUUUCAAAGGAAUCGGCUGUCGAGUUACACAAUCUUUUGGAUGGAUUUGAAAGGAUCAUACACACUCUGGAUCAAAUAGUACAACCUGUGGAUUAUAAGGACCUACUACUAAUAAAUGUGCUGUGCUCACGAAUACUGGAAUCUCUUCCAACGAAAUCUACGGAGCAUAAACGAGAGUCAUCAUCGAUUAAAAGGAAGCAACCACCAUUUCGAGUUAGCCAUAAUGCAGUGCAAUCAUCAUCGGUUGGAAGGUGUGCUGCCUGUCCAGAAAACCAUUGGCUGUACACCUGUCCAGUCUUUCAGCGCAUGGCGGUAGCAAACAGAGAAUCACUGCUUCGUUCUCAGUCUCUCUGUCGCAACUGCUUCAAACGGGGCCAUCAAGCCAAAGACUGUUCGUCAAAAUACUCUUGUCGGAAAUGUAAAGGCCGACAUCACACGAUGGUAUGCUUUAAGGCGGAUGGGGAAGGCAGUUCCCGGGAUCAAGCAAAUGAAACUGGUGCAUCUACAAGCAACAAACCAUCAACAUCCGCUCCAAGUACAAAUACGAGGGUAGCGAAUGUGGCUGCUACCGAAACCGUUGCAUCAAACUUCGCUCAGAAGAGAACAUCCAAUGUACUUCUUGCUACGGCUGUAGUCAUUAUCGAAGACGACGGGGGAGCUCGCUACCCAGCGCGAGCGUUAUUUGAUUCCGGUUCGGAAUGCAAUUUUAUCUCGGAAAGGCUAUGUCAACGGUUGAAUGUGUCAAGAGAGAAGGUAGACAUUUCUGUCCUAGGCGUUGGCCAUGCGUCAACUCAGGUUAACCAACAAUUUCAAGCGACAAUCAAAUCUCGAAUCUCGUCAUUUUCGCGCAAAAUGAGCUUUCUUGUUUUGCCAAGGGUUACGGUCAAUCUACCUACAGUAACAGUGCAAAUAUCGGGAUGGGAGAUCCCAGAUGGAAUCGAUCUAGCGGAUCCCACUUUCUUCCAAUCAAAAGGUGUGGAUUUAGUGCUAGGCAUUCAGGCAUUCUUUAGCUUCUUCAAGAAAGGCAAUGAAUUAUCGCUGGGCGAUGGUUUACCACUACUUACCGAGUCGGUUUUCGGUUGGGUGGUUGCCGGAGAAGUAGAUUCUACUAGAAAGACCACACGCAUAGUAUGUAACAUGGCGGUAUCUGACACUAUGGAGAAGUUAAUGGAGCGGUUUUGGUCCUGCGAGGAAGUGGGAAGCGGCAAAAUUUACUCUCCAGAGGAGGCGCGCUGUGAGGAGCAGUUUGGGCGCACUAUUCACCGAGAAUCAAACGGUCGGUACACAGUAACACUUCCCAAGAACGAGGCGGUCUUGGAACGGUUAGGGUCAUCAAAGGAUAUCGCCAUGAAACGCUUUCAAGGACUGGAAAGAAGGCUUUCCAGGGACGAUGAACUUCGCCGACAAUACGAGGAUUUCAUGACAGAAUACCUUCAGCUUGGACACAUGCGAAGGCUGGACGAUUCCCAGGAAGACAAGGUCAAACGAUGUUACUUACCGCAUCAUCCUGUAGUGAAAGAGUCCAGUACCACGACUAAGGUGAGAGUGGUCUUCGAUGCUUCAUGCAAAACGUCAACUGGAAUUUCGCUAAAUGAUGCGUUACUCGUCGGACCAAUCGUGCAGCAAGAUCUUCGCGCAAUCAUACUACGUUGUCGAACUCGCCAGGUAAUGGUUGUCGCAGAUGUCGAAAAAAUGUUUCGGCAGAUUAAUAUGGAUCAGGCAGAUGUACCCUUACAGAGCAUCUUGUGGAGGUUUUCCCAUGAAGAAGUGGUUAAUACGUUCGAGCUUACGACGGUCACCUACGGCACAAAACCAGCACUGUUUCUAGCCACGCGGACACUCAAACAGCUGGCAUUUGACGAACAAGGUCGAUUUCCUCUGGCAGCACAAGCAGCAGAUGAAGACAUCUACAUGGACGAUGUAAUAUCUGGGGCUGAUGACAUCGAAACCGCUAUGCAGCUCAGGAUGCAAUUCGAUGCAAUGAUGUUGAGCGGUGGAUUCAGACUGCGAAAAUGGGUUUCCAACUGCGAAAGGGUCUUAGAAGGAAUACCGAAGGAAAAUCGAGCACUACCAGGGGCGGACGAAAUUACUUGGGAUAAAGAUGAUACAGUUAAAACACUUGGGUUAUCAUGGCUGCCCAAAACGGAUUGCCUGAAAUUUCAAUUUACUAUACCUACACUUACACCAAAUCAAUCUCUAACCAAGCGCAUGAUUCUGUCUAUCAUCGCAUCACUCUUCGACCCCUUGGGGAUCUUAGGGGCAACCAUCGUAACGGCCAAGAUUUAUAUGCAACAACUGUGGAACUAUCGUGACAAAGAUGGGCAACGUUUGGAAUGGGACGAAUCUAUACCUACAACGGUAGGUGAGGAGUGGUGA